AUGAUCUCUAUGUACGUGGAUGUGCACCACAAAACGAGGGACGACAUCCUGCCGCGCCGAGCAGAUACCAAAGCCUUCCGAGGCCUUUCCCGCCCUUGUGUUCGAGUGAGACCGACAUCACGCAGCCAUGAACGGCCUGGUGCACACCGUCCUGUUCACGGCCCUUUUCGGCAGCGCCCUUCAGUGGAUUCCUCGGUGGAGGCGGCACUGGAGGUGGUAGUCGGUGGAGGCUACGGCGGGGGUGGUCUUGGAGGCUAUGGUGGUGGUAGUCUCGGAGGUUACGGUGGAGGGCUUGGUGCCGGUGGCCUCGGUGGAGGAGGAGGCCUUGGUGCCGGAGGUCUGGGAGGAGGCAGUGGCAACGUGGGUGUUGGGAGCAGCGUAGUCCUGCUGAACGGCGGCCGUGCGGGUGCAAGCAAAUCGGUGGCAGGGCCUGCGUUCCUCGUUCGCACGGUGCACCACGUCUCUCAAGUGCAUGGCGGUGGAGCCAUUGUGGCACACUCUGGUCUCGGAAGUGCCGGCGGAGCCGGCAUUGGUGGAGGCGCUGGCAUCGGAGGUGCUGGACUGAUUGGUGGUGGAGCUGGUGGUCUCGGAGGAGGCUACGGAGGGGGCGCUUAUGGAGCUGGAGGCCUCGGUGGAGGUUACGGAGGCGGAGGAUAUGGUGCUGGUGGUGCUGGAGCUGGUGGUGUCGUUGGCAAGCUACUGCUCGUCAAGCAUCACAAGUGAAAUCUGUCACCAGUGUUCUUUAGCGUUUUAAACUCAGUCAGGAUGUAGUGAAGCCACCUGAAGUCUGCAGCGUACUACUCAACUCAAGAGCUUCCACUCCACCUGCUCUUUCACCUCAUUCGACCAAGAGAAGGAUUCCAUGAAUCACUCCUGAAACAGGUUGACAAUGUACGCUGACCGGGAACUCGUUUCCCACCGAAUAAAUCUGUGAUUUA
This is a messenger RNA of Rhipicephalus microplus (southern cattle tick), 938 nucleotides long. RefSeq lists its product as uncharacterized. NCBI's taxonomy places the organism in Eukaryota, Metazoa, Arthropoda, Arachnida, Ixodida, Ixodidae. The record is from RefSeq and is a predicted model, not a curated record.